CCGGCAUGUGACGAGUAUAAAUCGGCCUGACCCAAGCAAGGCUAGCUAGUCACAGUCCGUGCCUCCCGCCCCGUACAUAGCUACAGCCGGCAGGAGAUAUUUAUUUGUUUAUCACUAGAUUCCUCCGUCAGACGCGUCUUGCAGGAGCCUCCAAAAUGCGUGAAUGUAUCUCAGUCCAUGUCGGCCAGGCCGGAGUCCAGAUGGGCAAUGCAUGCUGGGAGCUGUACUGCCUGGAGCAUGGCAUCCAACCUGAAGGUCAGAUGCCCAGUGACAAGACCAUCGGAGGUGGUGACGACUCUUUCAACACCUUCUUUAGCGAGACAGCAGCCGGCAAGCACGUCCCUCGUGCUGUCUUUGUCGAUUUGGAACCCACUGUCAUAGAUGAGGUUCGAACCGGCGCCUACCGCCAGCUCUUCCAUCCUGAGCAGCUGAUUACUGGUAAGGAGGAUGCAGCCAACAACUACGCCAGAGGUCACUACACCGUGGGCAAGGUGCAUAUUGAUCUUGUUCUGGACAGGAUCCGCAAGUUGGCUGACCAGUGCACGGGUCUCCAGGGUUUCCUCAUCUUCCACAGCUUCGGUGGAGGCACCGGCUCUGGCUUCACAUCCCUGUUGAUGGAGCGUCUCUCCGUCGACUACGGCAAGAAGUCCAAGCUGGAGUUUGCAAUCUACCCAGCUCCUCAGAUAGCGUCCGCCGUAGUGGAGCCUUACAACUCCAUCCUGACCACCCACACCACCCUGGAGCACUCCGACUGCGCCUUCAUGGUCGACAAUGAGGCCAUCUACGACAUCUGUCGUCGUAACCUCGACAUCGAGCGUCCGACUUACACCAACCUCAACCGCCUCAUUGCCCAGGUUGUCUCGUCUAUCACUGCUUCUCUUCGAUUCGAUGGCUCUUUGAACGUCGACCUGACCGAGUUCCAGACCAACUUGGUGCCCUACCCACGUAUCCACUUCCCCUUGGCCACUUAUGCCCCUGUCGUCUCUGCUGAGAAGGCCUACCAUGAGCAGCUGACCGUUGCUGAGAUCACCAACGCCUGUUUCGAGCCGGCCAAUCAGAUGGUGAAGUGCGAUCCUCGUCACGGCAAGUACAUGGCCUGUUGUCUCCUUUACCGAGGUGAUGUCGUCCCCAAGGAUGUCAACGCUGCCAUAGCAACCAUCAAGACCAAGCGUACCAUCCAGUUCGUUGACUGGUGUCCAACUGGCUUCAAGGUGGGCAUCAACUACCAGCCACCUACCGUCGUGCCUGGCGGUGAUCUGGCCAAGGUGCAGCGUGCUGUCUGCAUGCUGAGCAACACCACAGCCAUCGCUGAGGCCUGGGCUCGUCUGGAUCACAAGUUUGAUCUGAUGUACGCCAAGCGUGCCUUCGUCCACUGGUACGUGGGAGAGGGUAUGGAGGAGGGUGAGUUCUCUGAGGCUCGUGAGGAUCUGGCAGCCUUGGAGAAAGAUUACGAUGAGGUUGGACUUGACUCUUCAGACGGAGAUGAGGAAGAGGAAGCUGAUGAGUACUAGCCGAUGAAUCUUCGGCAAGAACAAAAAUACAGCGUCCCCAUUCAAUAAGCCAGCUCGGUAUUCCAACAGCGUAUGCCCAAACUGAACCGUGUCCGAGGUGAUUCGGACGCACGAGAUUUGCCCAAUCAGCACCGCCUUUUGUAGACUCCCCUGCGUGCUUUAUUCUCAAAUGACCUUGCUGUUUUGAAAUACCGAACUCGCUCGUUGAUUUUCUUUUGCAUUCUACAAGUAAUUUCGAACAAAUAAAAUAAAAUAUCAGUAUUCGUUGUUACUUAGAAAGCGAACCGCAUGUGAAGAAAUUAUGUAUUCCACAAAGCAAUACCGCCCUCUUAUGACAGUUCAAAUUCACCGAGUUCAAACUACGCAUGAAGAUAUCAACCAUAGUAUUUACUCCUGUUAUUGAAAGAUGCAGCACUAAGAGUCGCGAUGAAGAUGUUUAUUUAAAGCUUCAAAGCUGAUUACUUCAGAGAGAAGUCUUUAUCAUCGAAAUAAUGUACCGUGUACUUAUGUCUUAGCCCACUGUGCCUUUAUGCGACAAAAUCAUCUUCACAUACCCGGUGACACAGCGGUCAAUGAAAGAAUACGAGGCUCCGUAUUUUGUCAAAGCAGAUAAGUGUGCACGCUUUCCGAAUUGAUUACCAGUAUUCAGUCAAAAGGAGUCGGUAACACUAUGCUCGUUUUCUUUAAAUGCCCUCCUGCAGCGUAAGUUGCCUCCAACUGCGACAUCUAGAUGGUUGCAAACUGAGAAUAAAUAUUAGAAUAUUGCUCUA
Acanthaster planci (crown-of-thorns starfish) is the source of this 2281-nucleotide messenger RNA. Its product is annotated as tubulin alpha-1 chain-like. Gene Ontology annotation, biological process: microtubule-based process. Gene Ontology annotation, cellular component: microtubule. The record is from RefSeq and is a predicted model, not a curated record. Gene Ontology annotation, molecular function: GTP binding; structural constituent of cytoskeleton. NCBI's taxonomy places the organism in Eukaryota, Metazoa, Echinodermata, Asteroidea, Valvatida, Acanthasteridae.